GUGCAAGUGGCCUCAGAAGAGAAGCUGACGCUGAUGUCCCGCGCGGGCGAGGCGCUGGCGCAUGCUGCAGACCUCGAGCGGCAGUUGCAGGAUGCCCGCAACCGUUAUACGCAGCUGGCCAGGGAUCGGGAGAGAGAUGAAUCAGAAUGGAAGCAAUUCCAAAGUGACCUCCUGAUGACAGUUCGCGUAGCGAAUGACUUCAAAACUGAAGCCCAAAGAGAACUAGAGCGUCUUGUAUCUGAGAACAAGAUAGCUAGAGACCGCAUUCGACAUUUGGAAGACCAAAUACAUUCACUCAAAGCAAUGCCUCCACGAAAUGAAGAACCACCAGCGCCGCCACCGCUGCUAACCAGCGCAUCACUACAAGACAUCAUGGCUACUGCAGCUUCGCAUAGACGAACUAAAGGUGUGAGUCGAGAAGACUCGAGACUAUCAGUGAAGUCACUGAUCGAGAGCAUAGAGAACGCGGCCAAGGCAGCUAAGCAGUCGCCCGCCACCACCCCGGUGGGGGAAUGGCCCCAGGUCCAAACAACAGUGCCAGUGUCAACAACGAACAGCACGAUGAAGAACGGCCUAUCCGAAACCACGCCGGCGACCAACGGCAUGGCCAACAACAACUUCACGACUAAACCGCCUACAGCGAGGAGCGCGAGGCCCUCGCCUAUUGCGACUGCAGACGCGGCUGGCGGCAGCAACAUUCCCGACGAGCAGCGCGCACUCGCAUCGCUACAGCAAAAAGCGAUCGAGUCCUUCGUAAGGAGGAACAGCCACGGCGACAUAUGUGAACGCAAAGACCCCCUGAACGCGCUGCAAGUGAAGAAUGGCGGCUCCAAACGAAACGCGUUGCUCAAAUGGUGCCAGCAGAAGACGUUAGGAUACAACAACAUCGAUAUUACCAACUUCAGUUCAUCAUGGAACGACGGCAUGGCCCUCUGCGCACUUCUCCACUCAUACUUGGGUGACGGGCGCGUGCCGUACUCGACAUUGGCCCCCCACGACAAACGGACCAACUUCUCUGUCGCGUUCGCCGCUGCCGAAUCGGUUGGCAUUCCUACUACCCUGAACAUUCAAGAUAUGAUUCAGCAGGAGCGUCCAGACUGGCAACAAGUAAUGGCCUACGUCACCAAUAUUUACAAACAUUUCGAAACAUAGACUUUGCUUCAAAAUUCCUAAAACUCUUUAAAAUAAUCCUAGACAUAACCUAUCUACAACAAAAUAUACAAGAUCUCAUUUCAAAUCGUCAUCUCUAAAAUUAUUUCAAUCGAUAAUUAUCUCGCACUUUAAAUAAAGACAACUAUAGAUUAUCUACGUAUUUAUAUGUACGCGUGUAAAUGAGACAACUAUACUUUAACAAUUCGUCUUCUAUUAUUCUUCCAAACAUAGCUUCAAAAAGUAUCCUAUAAGAACUUGUUAGGUUGUAAAGGACAUUCCUAUAAAGUAAGCUUGCGAGUGAUAUUUUUAUAUCAGUUUGUACGUAUUUGAUAGAAUGGAUCGAUUUGCCUUUGACUGCCUUGUUAGAUUGGUGUAAAGCUGUAUAGAUUGCCAGAAGACUCGAGAAAAUGGUAUCGAUAAAGGUCGAAGUAUAGUUAAGACGCGACAGCUAUUGUUCUCUUUCUCGCAUGGUUUUAAAGCAAUGUCAGAGUAACAAUACCUUUCGCAUGCUAAAGACAGACAAGUCAACAGAUUCGCCACGUUUGCGGUAGUGGAACGAAUGGGGAAAAAAUACGUCUUCAAACAAACAUUUUUUGUCUAUAAGUUCGAAACUUUCUCAUAGAUGGCGUUCAACGAUUUGUUGAUACGGAAAGCACGAUCAAUGCCUUUACAAUGAGUUUACACUACAAGUUGUGUCAGG
This is a messenger RNA of Hyposmocoma kahamanoa, 1852 nucleotides long. Its product is annotated as cytospin-A-like. The transcript has 9 exons. Gene Ontology annotation, molecular function: protein binding. The record is from RefSeq and is a predicted model, not a curated record. The annotation marks the transcript as partial. Gene Ontology annotation, biological process: actin cytoskeleton organization. NCBI's taxonomy places the organism in Eukaryota, Metazoa, Arthropoda, Insecta, Lepidoptera, Cosmopterigidae. Gene Ontology annotation, cellular component: filamentous actin; microtubule organizing center.